Dioscorea cayenensis subsp. rotundata (Guinea yam) is the source of this 770-nucleotide messenger RNA. RefSeq names its product protein BUNDLE SHEATH DEFECTIVE 2, chloroplastic-like. The transcript has 4 exons. NCBI's taxonomy places the organism in Eukaryota, Viridiplantae, Streptophyta, Magnoliopsida, Dioscoreales, Dioscoreaceae. The record is from RefSeq and is a predicted model, not a curated record. The coding region runs from base 35 to 478 and encodes 147 amino acids.
AUAUGUUGUCCUCUCCUCUAUCCCCAAAUCCCGAAUGGCCUCCUUCUCUCCUUCACCCAACCCUUUCCCUCUCUUCUUCUCCUCCUCCUCUCCCUUCCAUUCCUCCAUUCCCCCUCCUUCCCUCCUCCCCAAGCCCCUCGGAACCCCAGAAUCCUUCAGGUCUGCUUCCCUUCCCAAGCGGAGGCCGUUCUCCCGCCCUGCCGCCUCGUUCUAUGCCGUUGGGAGGCCUAUCGACACUCAGACCCUCAUUGUCACCGCCACUGUCCUCGCCGCCGUCGCCUUCUCCCUAUUCCUUGGCCUCAAGGGAGACCCCGUGCCUUGCGAGAGGUGCGCUGGGAAUGGUGGUACCAAGUGUGUUUUCUGUAAUGAUGGUAAGAUGAAGCAAGAGACGGGCCUAGUUGAUUGCCGGGUAUGCAAGGGUGCAGGGUUAAUACUCUGUAGAAAGUGUGGGGGCUCCGGAUAUUCAAGACGGUUGUGAAUUGCAAAUGAAAUUCAGUUUCUUGCUUCUUGCUUUGUUUUAGUGAAGGUGCUUUGUUCAGUGAAAUAUUUUUUUACUUUUUUUCCAACAUUGGCAAAUGUGUGGUGUACAAUUUCACUAGUCUCCCAUCUCGAUUUACUUACUAUUUGAACAUGGAGGAAAAAAAAAAUGUUUCGAUAUUAUGUUUUGGUAUGAAGAAAAUAAGACUUUUUAAGCAGAUGAGGUAAAAUGCAUCUAUUUUCAGUUCUGAUGUAUUCCAAUGAACAUGUCUCAAUCAGAAAUUUGAUUGUUU